AUGUUAUAUUUUGGGUGUGUCAGUUAUGCUGUGGGUAAUGCUGGUUACCGCAGUGCUGACCUGUACCCCAAACUGAGGCCUGCUAUCCCCCUGCUGGUGUGUGUCAAUUAUGCUGUGGGUAAUGCUGGUUACCACAAUGCUGACCAGUACCCCAAACUGAGGCCUGCUAUCCCCCUGCUGGUGUGUGUCAGUUAUGCUGUGGGUAAUGCUGGUUACCACAGUGCCGACCUGUACCCCAGACUGAGGCCCGCUAUCCCCCUGUUGGUGGAGCUGUUAAGGGACCCAGUGACUAAGACACGGUGUCAUGCAGCCAAUGCCUGUGGUAACCUGAGCCUCCACUCCCCUGCACUGUGUCAAGAUCUCAUCAAGGCUAAAGCUGUUAACAGGUUGUUGGAUUUGGUGUGUCAUGACACCCAGUACAAUGUCCAGUCGUGUGCUCUGUUGGCCCUAAGGACAAUGUCGCAACAACCAUCUCUGAAAAAGGAAAUGCUAGUGCUCAAGGCUGCUAAAAAACUGUCCCCAAUCACAUCUGGUCAUACCCCACGAGGUCGCUCUGGAAGUGGGAGUCGUCCUAUUAGCGUUGUCUCCAGCCUCAAGAGCUCUGCAGGGAGCCUCAACACUGUGGUGAACCAUUGUAAUAAGUUGUUACUCGUUCUCAAGGGCUGAUAACUCUUACAAGCAUGUUACCUGCUAGUCAAACUUAUGUUUUCUAUCCAAGAACUGUAACUGUUAAAUGGACAUUGUAAUACUUGUGAAUUGUUACUGCUUUCAGAAAAUAACAGGAAAUAUUGCAGGAUAGUCCACAUUUUUUGCACAUGAUAAUUAGCAAGCUUUUAUUUUCAUUUUUAUUCCAUCUUCUAAUGUAAUGUUGACAAGCGAUUUCUUCCGCCCAUAAAACAACCAUUUAAAGUGGUGUGGUCUUUAUUUGCAGGGAGGCAUAUAUACUGAUUUGAUAACUGUUUAUACAAAAUACAUGUAUGUGUUAUAAUGAGGGUAAUGAUAAAGGAACCUUGUAGUGAGGUAUUACUGAUUCUGAAUUUAUGAUGAUAAUAUAUAAAUGUAAUGCAUGUAUUGUCAUACUAAAUGCUGUCUGCGAUGAAAACACAUUGAGCAUGGGUAACUUGUAUGCUCAAGGCAAGAUACAUCUGUGCUUUCCUCUGGAGAAUGUUUGUUUUUUUUACUCCCAAAAUGUGGAUGUACUUGUAGUUUUCUACUUAGUUUGUAGUGAUAAUGUGUAUGGUGGUGAUAUCUUUGACACUGGUUAGCUCAAUGUUCCACAGUUGUUCCUUAGAUUACACUGCAUAAUUCUACCUCUUCAUGUACUUAGCAAAAUAUUCAUGUGUGCAUCCAUUCCGAACACAGCCCAGUUUCUUUUAAAUUUUUCAGAUGUCCAUGUAGUAGAGACACAAAUCUGAGGUGCUAGAGUUGUUUUUUUGUAUUGAAUUGUUUGCUUUAGUUUAAUGAAGAGCAGUCUGUAUUUAUGUUUAUUUACAUGUAUAUGUACGCAUAUAUUCACAUGAUUCUUCGCAGCAUUUCUUUUUUUUUUAAUGUUGGAUGUCCGUCCAUUGCUGUUUAAACCAGCUAUUGCUUGUUCACGUAUAAUACUGUAGGUUUGAGAGACAAAAAUAAUAAAUGUUCCGUGCUAUAAUUGUGAAUGUAUUUUUCUGUCGCUUACUGUUUUAAAAGAAAACUAAAGUAACAUUGUCAGUACAUAUUUCUAACGGUCCAUCUAAGAGUUUUGCUUGCUUGCCUAUGGAAUAUGUGUAAUAUGUAUAAUAUGCUAGUUGGAACAUGUGGUUCUGAAGUACAAUCACUUGUGACUACCUAUACAUGUGUACCUGUAUGAAUGGUGCAUUAUUUAAUGUCAUACAUUCUUGAGACAUCUGUCACUCCAAAACUCCCUUUCUAUGUUUAAGCAAGCCCUGACUGUAAUGUAUUUUACAGAGAGGAA
Liolophura sinensis is the source of this 1951-nucleotide messenger RNA. Its product is annotated as serine/threonine-protein kinase 36-like. Gene Ontology annotation, cellular component: cytoplasm. Gene Ontology annotation, biological process: smoothened signaling pathway. Gene Ontology annotation, molecular function: protein binding. The transcript has 6 exons. Lineage: Eukaryota; Metazoa; Mollusca; Polyplacophora; Chitonida; Chitonidae. Bases 1 to 666 code for a protein of 221 amino acids. The record is from RefSeq and is a predicted model, not a curated record.